This is a messenger RNA of Dermacentor andersoni, 2336 nucleotides long. It is a transcript of the gene IntS9, whose product is annotated as integrator complex subunit 9. Gene Ontology annotation, biological process: snRNA 3'-end processing. Gene Ontology annotation, cellular component: integrator complex. Lineage: Eukaryota; Metazoa; Arthropoda; Arachnida; Ixodida; Ixodidae. The record is from RefSeq and is a predicted model, not a curated record.
AGUCAACGCGCAAAGUUCGCGUUAUAACGUCUGUCAUACUGAAAACCGUGCUGAAAACUAUGUAUCACUUCUUCGUAUUGUAUUCUAGUUUUGCUUAAGUUGCUGCCGACCAACGGUGUCUGUUGCAGUUUUAUCUUUAUUGACGAUUGAAUCCACAGCAGUUCUGAAUGAAUGCGUGAGCUUGUUUGUUUACGCUCAGCAUGAGUUUGAGAAUAUUAUCACGCAGUUAUAUGAUCAAUACGCUCCAAAACGUUUCAGGAAUAGACUUCCUUAACUCACUUCCUCCUAUGCAGUUGUUCAGUGAUAUCGUUCUCAUUUGAUUAGUUUCGCCUCGUGUGCUUCACAAUGAAACUCUUCUGUUUGAGCAGCAACCCAAACAAGCCAUGCAGCGUACUGAAGUUCAAGAACACUCUGAUCAUGUUCGACUGUGGUCUGGAUGCAACGUCCGUCCUUGGAUUCUUGCCUCUACCACUUGUCCUCAGCACACGGCUCUCAAACUUACCCCUGUGGAUUCCAAGAGAUGCUGGUGAUGCACAGUUAGAAGGGGAGUUCAAGGAGGCAAAUGGACGUGUGUUUGUUGACAGUGCCCCAGAAUUCUGCCUUCCGGAGACUGGUCUCGUUGACUUUGCCGAUAUCGAUGUCAUCCUCAUUUCCAACUACCAGUCCAUGUUGGCAUUACCUUAUGUCACGGAAAGGACAGGCUUCAAGGGAACCGUCUACAUGACUGAGCCAACCCUCCUUAUCGGAAGGCAGUUCAUGGAAGAGCUUGUCACCUACAUAGAAAGAACUCCCAAGCCAAGAACUGCAACCAAAUGGAAGCACCAGGCUCUAAAGUUCCUGCAGCUCCCAUCACUUGACUUGGGAAAACCGAGGUCUUGGCGGCAGUUGUACAGCAUGCAAGAUGUGAACAGCAGCCUUUCCAAGGUCAAGGUGGUUGGGUUUGCCGAGAAAGUGGAUGUAUUUGGAAUGGUUCAAGUGUCUGCAGUCAGCUCCGGUUAUUGCUUGGGUAGCUGCAACUGGAUUGUCACAGCUGAUCAUGAAAAGAUUGUGUAUAUGUCGGGUUCAUCAACAUUGACCACGCACCCAAAGCCAAUUGAGCACGGACCCCUAAGGAAUGCUGAUGCACUCAUCCUGACCAGCUUGACGCAGACACCAUUGGCCAACCCAGACACCAUGCUUGGAGAGUUCUGCAUCACAGUAGCUAUGACUGUGAAGAUGGGAGGCAAUGUGCUCAUCCCUUGCUACCCAUCAGGUGUGACCUACGACCUCUUUGAGUGCCUCUCUGGUCACCUGGAGACCACUGGGCAGGUCAAUGUCCCCAUGUACUUCUUGUCACCUGUGGCCGAGAAUUCGCUUGCGUACUCGUCCAUACUUGCUGAAUGGCUUUCCUCAGCCAAGCAGGCAAAAGUGUAUAUACCUGAAGAGCCUUUCCCCCAUGCUCAAUUGGUGCGUGGGGGCAGGUUAAAACCUUUUUCCAGCAUCAAAGCUGAAGGAUUCACUGCUGAUUUUCACACCCCGUGUAUUGUGUUUGCUGGCCACCCUUCCCUUCGGUUUGGUGAUGUGGUUCACUUCAUGGAGCUUUGGGGGCCAUCACCAAAUAAUGUCGUCAUAUUCACAGAACCCGACUUCAACUUGGCAGAAGCAAUUGCACCAUUUCAACCUAUGGCAAUGAAGGCACUGUGCUUCCCCAUCGACACGAGUCUCAGCUUUGUGCAGGCGAACAAGCUCAUUCGUGACUUGAAGCCGACCAACAUUGUUCUGCCCCUGCAGUACACGUUGCCACCGCUCUUGCAGCCGCACCGCAGUGACCUUGUCAUCGAAGCGGAAUGUGAGGUACAAACCUACACGCGCGGCAGCAUUGUUCACAUUCCAGUUCAGCGGAGGUACCAGCGAAUUGAAAUGACUUCCGAGCUGGCUGAGUCCGUAGUGCCCGUGGAAGUGAAGUGUGGGCUGGGCAUUGCAACUAUUACUGGUGCACUUCACGUCAAUAACAACCGCUGCAUGCUCAAGCCACUACAGAAAGAACCGAGUGGAAGCAAGAAGUGGAACGGCCAGACACCCCCAAAGAUCUACACCUGGGGAAGCCUGGAUGUCACAGAAUUUGCGCGGAAGUUAGAGAAGGCUGGAUUUACUGAUGUUAAGGUGGAGAACACUGCAUCCGGGAUGAUUGUUCAUUUGCCAAACGAAGACACGAUCAUCCAAGUGGACGAGCAUUCUACGCAUGUAUUUUGCGAAGGUGAUUAUGCUAUUCGAACCCAGCUCAGAGACCUCUUGCUGCAAUGUCUCAACAAGUUUUAAAUAUGUGUGAAAGGAACAAUAAAGGUUAGGGAUUGCUU